CCCUCCCGCCCGACGCCACUUCCGCCCCGCCGCACAAGAUGGCGGCGCCCACUCUGCGGGGCCUGGCGCUGGGCCUGGUCCGGGCCGCGGUCCCGGUGCGGCCGUACCGGGCGGCUCCGCUGCGGCCCCGCGCGGUUCCCCCGCCGCCGCCGGGGGCCGAGGAGCAGCGGGCGGCGGCGCGGCGCUUCGGGAGGCUGGGGGAGGCGGCGGGGGUCGCGGCGGAGCGGCUGUGGCCCGGCCCCGGGGAGCUGCGGGAGCGGGAGGCGGAGGAGCGGGAGUGGGAGCCGCCGCUGCGGGACGUGGAGGCGGAGCUGGAGCGGCGGGAGCGGGAGGAGGCGAGGCGGAGGGAGGAGAGGCAGCGGCUGGUGGCGCGGAGCCUGGCGGCGAUGCCGGCGGCCGUGGCGGCCUGGCGGCAGGAGCGGGCGGAGGCGCGGGAGCGGAGGCUGCGGGAGGCCGCCCGGCGGCAGCGGCUGCUGGCGGAGGCGGGGGCGCGCCUGGGGGGCCCCCCCCGGCCCGAAGACCCCCGGGCGCAGGCGCUGCUGCAGGACCUGGAGCGGGAGGAGCGGCGCCGCGAGAAGCGGCAGCGGCGGCAGGAGCGCGAGGAGGCCGCGCGCAGCGCCCUGGCCGCCGCCGAGGCCGCGGCCUCCCAACGCCCCCCCGGUGCUCCCGGGGCGGGAGAGGCCCCCCCGUAGCAGCACCAAACGGAGACCUCACCCCCCCCCCAAAAAAACAAACAAACCAGGAGCAGGAUGGGGUUGUGCCCCCCAAAAUCCCUCGGGGGGGCGCUGGGCCGACUGCCCCCCCUCAGCCCGAAGCGCCCCCAAAAGAGCGCCCCCAGAAGGCCCCGUUCUUCCCCCAAGAGGCCUCCUCCCUCCCCCAAAAUCUCUGGGCGCUCGCACGCGGGCCGGGUUUAAAAUUCUGUGUUUAAUCUCUUUCCCCGAGCUCUUUCCUUUGUUUUGUUUUGUUUUAAUCUCCCACAGGGCUGC
This is a messenger RNA of Cygnus olor (mute swan), 986 nucleotides long. It is a transcript of the gene GADD45GIP1, whose product is annotated as GADD45G interacting protein 1. The transcript has 3 exons. Gene Ontology annotation, cellular component: nucleus. Lineage: Eukaryota; Metazoa; Chordata; Aves; Anseriformes; Anatidae. The coding region runs from base 39 to 692 and encodes 217 amino acids. The record is from RefSeq and is a predicted model, not a curated record.